AUGUCUUACAUUGGAACGUGGAGGGGUAAACCCGUUACACCGAGCCUUGUUACACGUGCAGACAGAAAUGAUACGUGCCGUGCAACCACAGAUGCGCAAAAUCGUGGCAUUAUGAUUGUUCGUGUUCAGGCAACAGAUCCCUUGCUUCAAAAUGCAGAGCAACAACCGAAUAGAGAACUAGAUUAA
This is a messenger RNA of Botrytis fragariae, 186 nucleotides long. RefSeq lists its product as uncharacterized. The coding region runs from base 1 to 186 and encodes 61 amino acids. The transcript is spliced from 2 exons. Lineage: Eukaryota; Fungi; Ascomycota; Leotiomycetes; Helotiales; Sclerotiniaceae. The record is from RefSeq and is a predicted model, not a curated record.